This is a messenger RNA of Haemonchus placei, 1785 nucleotides long. NCBI's taxonomy places the organism in Eukaryota, Metazoa, Nematoda, Chromadorea, Rhabditida, Trichostrongylidae. The record is from the annotation of a GenBank genome assembly.
AUGGUUUUUGAGGAGAUAUCAAUGAGAGCUAGCAAUGUUGUGGCUCAACUGUUCCGCAAAAAGACAUUUGCACGCGGAGCAGAACUGCAAUCGGAGCUCAAAAGAUGUCUGGGACCGAUAGAAGUAAUGUUCAUAGCUGUCGGCCAAAUGGUCGGGGCAGGUCUUUAUGUUUUGGCUGGCACUGUUAUAUUCAAGCAAACGGGUCCAUCAGUCAUCCUCUCAUUUCUAUGUGCAGGUUUUGCCGCUCUAAUGUCAGCAUUCAGCUAUGCUGAAUUCGGUGCAAGGUUUCCUCGAGCUGGUAGUGCUUACACUUACACCUACAUCGGAAUAGGAGAACUAUGGGCAUUCGGAAUUGGAUGGACUGUCAUACUCGAGUUGAUGAUUGGUAACGCAGCUGUCGCAAGAUCUUGGUCUGGCUACCUCGACGCGCUGACGAAUCGUGCCAUUAGCAAUUACACAUUGGAGACACUAGGCACACUUAGUUCGGGUGAAGGUUUCUUUGGCCGCUAUCCCGAUGUCCUAUCAUUUGCGCUGAUCUGUGUCACUUCUGUGAUAGUGGCUCUCGGUUCAAAGUCGUCCGCUGGAGUCAAUGCUGCCUUCGUCAUUCUGAAUCUUCUGAUGAUUGCAUUCAUAUCGAUUUACGGUUUAACAUUUGCAAACUUCUCACUAUGGGUAGGAACUGACGAAGAUGGAAAAUCGAGAUUUUUCCCCUUUGGAAUCGGUGGAACGUUGUCUGGUGCUGCCACUUGUUUCUUUGCUUUCGUGGGUUUUGAAGCCCUUGCCUCGGCUGGAGAAGAAGCGAAAAAUCCAAGAAGAACCAUUCCAAUAGCAACCUUCGGGUCCCUUGGAUUGGUGACAUUUGUCUAUGUCUUAACCUCUGGGACCCUCGCGUUAAUGCUUCCAUAUAAAGAGAUCAAUCCUGAUGCUGCAUUUUCCGACGCCUUCAGUGUCAAGGGUGCCACCGUGUCCAGAUACAUUAUCACAGUAGGAGCACUUGCUGGAAUGUUCAACAACUUGCUGAGUGGAUUGUUCUCACUUCCACGAUAUGUAUAUGCUAUGGCCGACGAUGGGCUUUUAUUCGUCUUCCUUGCAACCAUCAGUCGAUUCACUAAGGUACCACUGAAUGCGAUUUUCGUCUUUACCAUUUUGAAUGCAGCUAUUGCUUUGAUAUUCGACUUGGAGACGCUUGUCGAGUUCCUUUCUAUCGGUACUCUUUCGGCCUAUUCGAUGGUCUCGGUUUGUGUUCUGAUCCUUAGGCACCAGGCUGCUCCGAUCGACGGCGACCCAGAAAGGCUCGAUACAGGCGGUAGAAUCAAAAGAUGGGUACCUUUCCGAAACUUCUGGGAAAGCCUCCCUAAUGGCAGAUCUAUUGUCAUUGCUGUGGCAUCUCUGAUAUUUGGCUAUUUUUGGCUCGCCUUCACAAUUCGCUCAGGUGUCAUGAACUCAAUACCUGGUUACAUUUCUCUCGGAUUGAGCAUUCUUUUCACUAUUUUGGCAUUUAUCUUCAUUUGUGGACAUGAGCAGAAUUCGCUCGAGCUAUAUUACCGGGUGCCCUUUGUUCCAUUUAUUCCGAGCUUAGGACUACUUAUCAACUGCUUCAUGAUGGCGUUUCUUGAAUAUCUAACGUGGAUCCGUUUCUUCAUAUGGAUGUUAAUAGGCAAGUUUUCAAAAAUUUUUCUCAACUGCUUCACCUUCAGUUCGGAAUAUAGCUUUACACAUGAAAAGGAUGUUGAUUGUAUUACUAAGAACCAAAGCAUUUCAAAGAUAGAAACGGGUUGCUUGUAA